Messenger RNA from Haemonchus placei, 1710 nucleotides. NCBI's taxonomy places the organism in Eukaryota, Metazoa, Nematoda, Chromadorea, Rhabditida, Trichostrongylidae. The record is from the annotation of a GenBank genome assembly.
AUGCACUCGCUGUUGAUACUCUACGGCAGUGAGACCGGAACAGCGGAAGAUGUUGCUGAAAGCCUUUGGAAGGAAGCAAGAUUGUUGGAUGUGCCUGCACGAUUGUUUGGUAUGGAUGAGUAUGACGUUGAGAAUUUGCCAAACGAGCAUGCUGUCGUUUUUGUUGUGGCAACAACAGGUCAAGGGGAAAUUCCUCCGAAUAUGCGCUCCGCAUGGCUACGUAUGUUACGAAAAAGUCUUCCUCGUGAUUGGCUACAACGUAUAACUUUCGGAGUAUUUGGAUUGGGAGACUCUUCCUAUCAAAAAUACAACUUCGCGUCGAAAAAGCUUUACCGAAGGUUGAUUCAACUGGGUGGAAACUCCUUACUUAGCAUUGGCCUGGUAAGACUAUACGAAUUUCCUUUCGAGUUUUCUGUUGCAGCUGAUGAUCAGCACGAGUUGGGUAUUGAUGGAGCUUUGAUACCAUGGAAGACGGAAUUUUGGGAGAAACUGCGUUCGACUGGUUUGUUUGAUAACAUGAAGCCAGAAAUUGAUCACUCAACUAUCGUUCCUCCAAAAUAUCAGCUACUAUUCGAGAGCGAUAGCCCUGAAACUCGAGUAAAAUCUGAUGCGGAGUCAUACCACGAGGUUGUAGUGGACUCUAAUUGCCGAGUAACAGCGACUGAACAUUUCCAGGAUACUCGUCUUGUGAAGUUCUCAAGCACUGAUCUUCCACCGUAUAUUUAUGAUCCAGGCGAUGUUCUCAUGGUUCAGCCUUGUAAUUUAAGUGAAUCAAUUCACAUAGCGUUAGGGGCCCUCAAGUAUCCGGACGAAGUGCUGGAUCGUCCUCUGCAAUUGCUUCCGUCAGACGAAUUUGUGAAGCUUCCACCAAAAUGGCUCAUAGGAACAAAACCCACUUUACGCACAUGCUUCCUUCGCUUGUUCGAUUUGCAAAUGAUUCCACGAAAAUCGUUUUUCCUGACUUUGGCUUCGAUAUCGACUGAUCCCGACGAAAAGGAGAAGUUACUCGAGUUCGCCAGUCCGCAAGGCCUAGAUGACUAUCUUGACUAUGCGGUAAGAUGUCGCAGAACAACGGCUGAAGUGCUUCGAGACUUCUCGACGACGUCGGCCGCAAUCCCACCUGAGCGUCUUUUUGACUUGUUCACUAACAUUCGCCCAAGGGCUUUCAGUAUUGCCUCUGCGCCUUCGAAAAACUCUAUUGAGAUUCUGGUAGCGAAGGUGGAAUACAAAACUCGCAUGGCAGAGCCGAGGCGCGGACUAUGCAGCACGUUCAUUUCACGAUUGAAACCUGGAGAUAAUGUGUUCGUCAAGAUACGACCGGGCACUUUCAAGUUUCCAGAGGAAGAUAAACCAGUGAUUUGUGUGGGUCCUGGAACGGGUGUUGCCCCAUUUCGAAGAAAAAAGUUGGAUUUCUACUUUGAAUCCGAGUGGAGUGAGAUGCCUAGUACCCAGGUAUUCACUGCAUUCAGUCGGGAUACACCAGGUCAGAAGGUUUAUGUGCAGAAUUUGAUUUUGAAACACGCUGAUGAGGUUUGGGAUAUUAUUGGACGGGAAGACGGAUUUGUGUUCAUAGCCGGAAGUGCAGGAGAUAUGCCUAAGGAUGUUGGCGCUGCACUGGAAGCAGUCGCAUCUGAUCAUGGAUACACAGAAGGCACUUUCCUGAAGAAAUUGGAGAGCUCAGGGCGUAUACAGUAUGAGACGUGGUCAUAG